AUGAAGGCACUGGAUCGUGGGCCAGGAGAAGAGGAGCAUAGCAUUUCCCCAGCAAGGAUUGUGAAUCAGGAGAGAGUUGACUAUAGCCUCGUGAAGAGUUGGAUGAGGACCUGUCUACAUGGCCAUAGCCGCUGCAGCGAAGGAUUCCGGAACCACGUCGUUGGCAUGAAGGUUAUCGACUGCGUACAAGAAUGCCUAGUGAUGCACAAACCAGAGCAUAACUACAUUGCACUGAGCUAUGUCUGGGGACCCCCACCAAAGGACAAACAAGACCAGAGUACGUCUUCGGGAAAUAUGUUUGAGGAUUCCCCAAGAGUCAUCCGCGACGCCAUUCAUGUUACGCGAGAAUUAGGAUAUAGAUAUCUUUGGAUCGAUCGUUACUGCAUCAACCAGACUGAUGGGGAAGAAAAAAUGUCUCAACUUACACAAAUGGACUUGAUAUACGAGAAUGCGGAUAUGACAAUUGUUGCAGGGGCUGGAGAAGACGAUCGCCAUGGUCUGCCAGGUGCUGGAUCGGAACCGCUGCUGCCUCGAUGCACACAGCCGGCGGCCAGGAUCGGGGAUAUCACAGUCGUUUCCACACUCCCAGAAAUCUCUCACUUCCUAGGCAAAUCAAGAUGGGCGACGAGAGGGUGGACGUACCAAGAAGCGGUCUUGUCGCGGCGGUGCCUGAUGUUUUUCCCUACGCACGUCUUUUUCGUUUGUCGGACGAUGUGUCGCAGCGAG
This is a messenger RNA of Lindgomyces ingoldianus, 726 nucleotides long. Its product is annotated as HET-domain-containing protein. Lineage: Eukaryota; Fungi; Ascomycota; Dothideomycetes; Pleosporales; Lindgomycetaceae. The record is from RefSeq and is a predicted model, not a curated record. The transcript has a single exon. The annotation marks the transcript as partial.